Messenger RNA from Linum tenue, 1879 nucleotides. NCBI's taxonomy places the organism in Eukaryota, Viridiplantae, Streptophyta, Magnoliopsida, Malpighiales, Linaceae. The record is from the annotation of a GenBank genome assembly.
UUUUGCUUUCCCUCUCUCUCUCUCUUCAGCCAUUUUCUCUGUCGAUUUUCUCCGGCGACCAAACAGUAAAAAAGAAGCAGCAGCGAGUUCGAUCAAAUGUGUGAAUACAGUACUUGGAGAGCAUACUGUAUAGCUACGAAGCAUUGUUAGAGUAUAUAUACUUAUCUACAGAUCGAUCCAAUCUAGAGAGAGAGAGAGAAAUGGCAUGGUGCAACGAUAAUCCGUCGUCCGUACUUUCGGCAGCAGCAGAGGAGCAAUCUGAAAGAGCCUUUCCUCCCGCCGGCGCCGCCGACGGCGUAAUUGUUCGGUUAGGCGACGAAUUUGGCGGGAACAAGUGCCCGUCGUGCGGCCACGACAUGGAAUCGUCCUUCCAGGAUCCGUCACAGGGCGGCGGCGGCGGGAUACAGGAUCUGCCGGGGCUGCCGGCGGGGAUGAAGUUUGAUCCGACUGACCAAGAGAUAUUGGGACAUUUGGAGGCGAAAGUUAUGUCCGAUUCCCGCAAAAUCCACCCGCUCAUCGACGAGUUCAUCCCCACCAUCGACGGCGAGAACGGGAUCUGCUACACACAUCCUGAGAAGCUACCAGGAGUCUCAAACGACGGCCAAAUCCGCCACUUCUUCCACAGGCCAUCCAAGGCGUACACGACGGGGACAAGGAAGCGGAGGAAGGUGCACACGGAAGAAGACGGGAGCGAGACCAGGUGGCACAAGACAGGGAAAACCAGGCCGGUUCUCGUCGGCGGCGCAACCAAAGGAUUCAAGAAGAUACUAGUACUCUACACCAACUACGGCAGGCAAAGGAAGCCGGAGAAGACCAACUGGGUAAUGCACCAAUACCACCUCGGCAACAAUGAAGAGGAGAAAGAUGGCGAGUUGGUCGUGUCAAAAGUGUUCUACCAAACGCAGCCUCGACAAUGUGGCGGUGGUGGUGGGGUUGGAUCCAGCUCCAUCAAGGAUUCCUUUGACAGGAAUCAUCCAAGUGGGAACAGUAACGUUCAAGGUAACAGAAAUAUUAUUACUAUCAAUAGUGGUGCUAAUACGGCAACAGCAACAACAAUUACUAGUAGUAGUACACUGGUUGAUUACUACAGCCCAACUUUCAUGGGUUAUGAUCAUGAGAAUAGUAUCAGUGAUCAUCAGGGGAGCCACAUUAACAGAGAAAGCCCACCUCAGUUGAUUCCAAAUUUGGUGGUUCAUCAAGGUGAUGGGUCUUCCUAUAUUCGACUUGCUGGUGAUACAAGCAAAGGCAAGCUUCAAAGGAAAUGAGGUGAGAAUGAGAUAGAGAAGAGAUCUCAUGAACAGCUUUUUUCUUUUGUUGUUGGGGGUAGAGUAGGAGUUAAGGACAGGAGUUGGGGUUUUGUUUGGUGGGUAUUUGACUAUUUGUGGGGUAUAAACUGUUAGGUAUGUGGGUAUUUUGAGAAUCUGUCGGCAAGGGUGAAAAAGAAGGAGGAUUUCAGAAUCGCUAUGGGAUUCAAUACCUUUUCUUUGGUGGGAAUUGAAGUACAGGGAGGGAUAGGUAUAACAGCCAGGUUCUGGUGGAAGCUUUUGAUUUUGUCCAUAGUAUAUUUCAUUAACUUGUGUAGGUUAUAGAAGAAACAUUUGGUACCUUUGGCUUUAUUCUUCUGCUUGGUUAAAUUAUACUGUACGUAUAGUAUAGUGAUUAUUUGGGAAAGGAAAAGAAUAGGGUUUCUUGAUCAUAGAGCAAGGUGGCAUGGGCAUGGGUAGGGUUGUAAUUUGGCAAUAUUAUUAUAUAAUAAUAAGCAAUAUUCUUGCUUGGAAUAAAUUCCACUCAUAUGUAAAGCUUCAAAAAGCUUUUCUAAAGCAACUUAUCAAUUGUAUAUGCAACAUAUUUGUUCUACCUUAUUCUUUUGGUUUGGGGU